Pan troglodytes (chimpanzee) is the source of this 4202-nucleotide messenger RNA. RefSeq names its product coiled-coil domain containing 57 (gene CCDC57). NCBI's taxonomy places the organism in Eukaryota, Metazoa, Chordata, Mammalia, Primates, Hominidae. Bases 413 to 3544 code for a protein of 1043 amino acids. Gene Ontology annotation, cellular component: centriolar satellite; spindle microtubule; centriole. The record is from RefSeq and is a predicted model, not a curated record. The transcript has 20 exons. Gene Ontology annotation, biological process: cilium assembly; microtubule nucleation; centriole replication.
CACCGAGCGCAGCCGGACGCGGCCGACUGACCCGGUCGCUGUGGCAACGCGGCGGGACCGGGCAGCGCUGCUGGCGGGCGUUAGGGUAUUUCUGGAAAACUCAAACUGUUUUUCCUCUACUCUGAUACCACAAGAAUCAUCAGCACAGAGGAAGACUUCUGUGAUCAAAUGUGGUGGGAGAGGGAGGUUUUCACCAGCACAUGAGCAGUCAGUUCUGCCGCAGACUCGGCGGGUGUCCUUCGGUUCAGUUCCAACACCGCCUGUCUGGAGAGAGGGUAGAGGGUGGAAGCUCUGGGGAGGAUCUUAUGACCUACAAUGGAAAGUCAGGUGAGAGUGGAGACCUGGAAGGAUUCUGUUUCCUGAGGCCUGACACGCCCAACAUUGCAACAAAAGACUGCGACGUGUGAGAGUUAUGAGCCAGGAACUGUGCAAGAAAACCAUGAUGUGUCAUUGUACCACAACAGUGGCCACCAUGCUGCCACUGGGCUCAGAGCCGGCCCUGAAUGAGCUGCUGCUUCGCAAGGAGGAGGAGUGGAGGGCGCUGCAGGCACACCGCACCCAGCUGCAGGAGGCGGCUCUGCAGGACACACGGAGCCAGCUGGAGGAGGCGCAGGGGAAACUGCGGUGCCUGCAGGAGGACUUUGUCUACAACCUUCAGGUGCUGGAGGAGCGGGACCUCGAGCUGGAGCGCUAUGAUGCCACCUUCGCCCAGGCCAGGGAGUGGGAGGAGGCCAGGCGGGCAGAGGUGAGCGAGCUCAAGAUAGAGGCGGCUAAGCUGAGGCAGGCGCUAGCCAGAGAGGCCAGGAAGGUGGAGGAGCUGCAGCAGCAGCAGCAGCUGGCAUGCCAGGAGCAUCGCCUGGAGCUGGAGCGCGUCCACAGUGACAAGAAUGGUGAGAUUGACCACCACCGGGAACAGUAUGAAAAUCUAAAAUGGACACUGGAGAGAAAACUUGAGGAGCUCGACGGUGAGCUUGCUCUGCAGAGACAGGAACUGCUGCUGGAGUUUGAAUCGAAAAUGCGGAAGAGGGAGCACGAAUUCCGUCUGCAGGCUGACAACAUGAGCAGCACAGCCUUGUCCCGGGAGCUUAAGGUUAAACUACUGCACAAAGAGCUGGAGGCUCUGAAGGAAGCCGGGGCAAAGGCUGCAGAGAGCCUGCAGAGGGCAGAGGCCACCAACGCCGAGCUGGAGAGGAAGCUCCAGAGCCGAGCCGGGGAGCUCCAGGACCUGGAGGCCAUGAGCCGCGCCCGGGUAAAGGAUUUAGAGGAUAAACUUCACUCUGUGCAGCUAACCAGGAAGAAGGAAGAGGAAACAUUUAAGAGGAAGCAUGAGGAGCUCGACCGUCUGGCCAGGGAGAAGGAUGCGGUGCUGGUGGCGGUGAAGGGAGCCCACGUGGAGCAGCUGCAGGAGCUGCAGACCAGGGUUCUGGAGCUGCAGGCCCACUGCGAGACCCUCGAGGCGCAGCUCCGCAGGGCAGAGUGGAGACAGGCUGACACCGCCAAGGAGAAGGACGCUGCCAUUGACCAACUUCGUGAAGAUGCAUCAACUGUAAAAUCUGCCUGGGAUGCUCAAAUUGCUCAACUAUCUAAGGAGAUGGUCUCCAGAGACCUUCAGAUUCAGACUCUGCAGGAAGAAGAGGUGAAGCUCAAGGCACAGGUGGCCCGAUCCCAGCAGGAUAUUGAAAGGUACAAGCAACAGCUGUCCCUGGCAGUGGAAAGGGAGCGGAGCCUGGAGCGUGAUCAGGUGCAGCUGGGCCUGGACUGGCAGCGCCGCUGUGAUGACAUUGAAAGGGACCAGAUCCAAAAGUCAGAGGCCCUGAUUCAGGGUCUGACCACGGCAAAAAGUCAGGUUGCUGCCAAGCUGCAGGAGACAGAGCAGGUGCUACAGGAGCAGGAGGUGGUGCUGAAGGCCGUGACCCUGGAACGAGACCAGGCCGUGCAGGCCCUGAGGAUGCAUGGGCUCCCCGGACCAGGGGCACAGAUGCUUCUCAGGCAGCAUGAAGAAGAAAUAAGUAAAGACUUUCCAUCCAGUGAGAUCCAGCGGCUCCGAGAGCAGAACACGAGCCUGCGAAACGCGAUUGCCCAGAUGAGGAAAGAAAUGGAGGCUCUAAGCCAUCAGAUUCCUCCUCCCGUCCAGACAGCGGCAGAGAGCACAGAUGCAAACCAGCCUGACCCAGAGGCUGGGGGAGAUGCCGCCACUCCUGAUUAUGUUCUGGCCCUUGAAGCAGAAAUACGAACUCUAAAGCAUAAGUUUAAAACUCUGGAAAAGCAUCUAGAAGAUGUGUUGGAUCCUUUAAAGAUGUCCUCACCUCAUGCUGAGUCUCAGCCCAGCGUCCGCACCUCGACAGAGACGACUGGAGGGUCUGUCCAAGCUGGUCAAGCAGGAGGAUCUGUCCAAGCUGGCCCAGUAUCCUCUGGACUGGCACUCAGGAAGCUCGGGGACAGAGUGCAGCUCCUAAACCUGCUGGUGACACGACUCAGACAGAAGGUGCUGCGGGAACCCCUGGAGCCGGCCGCUCUCCAGCGUGAGCUUCCCCGUGAGGUGGACCAGGUACACCUGGAGGUUUUGGAGCUGCGGAAGCAGGUGGCUGAGCUGGGGAAGCAUCUCAGGAUAGCCCAGCACGGGGGAGCGGAGCCUUCAGGCAGGAAGCAGCCCCCCGCCUCGGACGCCGUGGCCCUUGGGAGAGAGGGCCUCGCCAAGAGAGGGCCUAUGGAGGCCGAGGACAAGGGGGAGCUUUUCCUGCACCUCCGGUCAGUGGCACGUGCCCCCCAGACCUUAUCUAUGCACCAACUCCAGAGAAAGCUGAAGGAGGCAGCCAGAAAAAUCAUCAGCCUCCGCCUGGAGAAAGAGCAGCUCAUCGAGAUGGGGAACAGGCUCCGUGCAGAGCUGGGCCGACCCGAAAGGUGGCUGUUGCACCACGCCCUCCCUCCUGCCCCUGAGGCCCGGAAGCCAGGCGAGGAGCCCAGGAGGCCUUUGGAUCGCAGCCCACCUUUGGGACAGGUGCAGCCCCAUUUUACAGCUCAGGACGCCAAGAGUGCCAAGGAUGAGGCUCCUUCCAGACACUUGGGAAAGCACCAGCCCCGCUCAGCACAGGUGGGCAGCAGACUUGACGCCCUGCAAGGCCCGAAGACACAACACAGCAUCCACACGGUGACCUGUAAAUCACCGCGGCAGAAAGAAGACAGGUCCCCAAAGCCACCCCAGGCUCCCGAGCACCCUGAGGAGCAUGGUCGCCAAUCCCACAGCUCCUCCUCCUUUGCCAGUGGCACCCUGCAGGACACAUGGAGGUUGCUAGACCUGGGAUCCAGCCCUUCUGGUGUCACCUCCCAGGGUAACUCAGCUCCAGGUAGGAGACUGCCCUCCCCAGGAGCUGCCCACAGCUGGCAGCUGGCGAGGGCCACCCUCUCCGAGGGGCAUGUGGAGAGUCAGCACCCUGCGUGCCUCCUGCACCCUGAAAUCCCUGCACUUUGGUUGAGUAAUGCAUGGAGUCUCCUUACCUCUCAUUUGGCACCUGAGUGUUUCCCGGGUUAUGGUGCAAAGCCCUGAAGGGCAGAAACCAUGCCAUUUCCUAGCGCAGUACUGUACACCCGGGCGCACGCUGACUUAGAAUAGAGCACUGUACACCCGGGCGCAGGCUGACUUAGAAUGGAGCACUGUACACCCGGGCGCAGGCUGACUUAGAAUGGAGCCCAGGUGAAACGCGUGGGCAUUGGUGCACUUUAGACGGCCCUGCUCCUGGGGAAGAGCCAGGUCGACCCCAGCGAUGCUCCCGGGGAAGAGCCAGGCCGACCCCAGUGAUGCUCAGCCUCACGGGCCAGACAAGUGUCAGCCGCAUCCUCAUCCUCGUCCUGCUUUGCUGCGCGGACAUUGCCCCCCUGAGGCUCUUCUCUGCACCUAAGUCAUAGGCCUGGUAAACUCAGCAGGUCACAGUGCCAGCUCCUGCUACUGGUCUCAGGAAGUUUUCAGAAAAGUCUGUUUGAAGGGUGCACCUUGUGGGGACUGCAUGGGUCUGUGAUGUAGCGAGAAGGGUGGAGGGAAACAGAUGCUGCUUCGAGGCAGCUGGAGUUGCGGGACGUGUGAUGUGGUUGGGGCGGGAGCGUGCGUCCUUCCUGUGUGCCUGCAUGGAGGGCGUCCCCUUCUUACCUUACAGCUUCUGUCUUCCGUCAUGAGGGUGUGCCUCAUUCAUUUAAUCAUUCUCUCCUUC